GGCGCGGGCGCCUUAGCUGCUGACGAUGGCGCCGACGCAAGUGGACUCCACAAAGCUAGCCGCGCCGGCCUCGUCGGAAGGCGCCGCGAGCUCGUCCGCCGGCGCUGCGCCCGACGAUGAGCCCCCUGACCUCCCUUUUGACAUGUUUUCGAUGCGCAAGCCAAAGAAUUUGAUUGCGGGCGCCUCGUCGGGCCUAAAAUCAGCGCUCAAGGGGGUGGUCGGCGGCACCGUCGGGCUGAUUGCGGCGCCCAUCGUCGGGGCACAAACACAGGGCGUCGGAGGUUUCUUCACGGGGCUCGUGACGGGGAUUCUGGGUGCGGUGGCACUGCCGGUCGCCGGCGCCGCGGUGGGCUGCCUGCAGGUGACGCGCGGCGCAAUCAACACGGUCGAGGAGGUUGUCGAGUCGAACAAGGGCAAGGACUGGGACCAGGAGAAGCGCGAGUGGUACGAGUACAACCUGCAGACCGACGCGCAGCUCGCUAGCCAGCUCGAGGACGAGGCCGGCGGCGGAGCCGGCGGCGGCGGCGGCGGCGGCGGCGGCGGCGGCGGCGGGAGCGGGCGCGCGCCCAAGGACACGCGAUACUACGACUCUCUGGGCGUGCGGUACGAUGCGUCGACGGACGCCAUCAAGAAGGCGUACUACAAGAAGGCGCUGCGGCUGCACCCCGACAAGAACCCGGGCGACGAGGAGGCGAAGGAGCAGUUCCAGGCCAUCUCGGAGGCGUACCAGGUCCUCGCGGACGAGCGCUCCCGCGCAAAGUACGACGCGCACGGCGCGUCCGGCGUCGAAAAGAACUUCAUGGACGCCGGGGUCUUUUUCACCAUGCUGUUCGGCUCGGAGCGUUUCGAGCCCUACAUCGGCACCCUCGCCCUCGCCACCGCCGCGUCGAUGGAGGGCGGCGUCUCGAUGGGCCGGCUGGGCGUGCGGCAAAAGAAGCGCGAGGUGGAGUGCGCGCUGCGGCUGGUGGACAUGGUCGCGCCGUACGUCGGCGGCGACGAGGAGCGCUUCCGCCAGUUCUGCAAGAGCGAGGCGGAGGAGCUGAUCGCCGUCUCCUUCGGCGACUGCCUCCUCUUUGUCGUCGCCGAGAUCUACCGCUGUCGUGCCGCAGAGUUCGUCGGAUACCGAAAGUCGACCCUCGGCGUGGACGGGCACGUCGCCGCGUGGAAGGGCAAGAAGAUCUCGUUCGACAACCACACGGCCGCGGCGGGGGCGGGGAUCCGCGCCGCCGGCGCCGCGCUGCGCACCUACCGCAUGGUCAAGGAGAUCGCCGACAAGAGCGAAGGCGAGCCGGCGGACCCGCUCUCGGGGCUGAGCGCGACGCAGCUCAAGGCGACGCAGGACUCGCUGCCGAUCUUCCUCGAGGCGAUGUGGCACGUGUCGGUGAUCGACAUCGAGCGCACCAUCACAACCGUCACGCACAAGCUCUGCCGCGACCACUCCGUCGACGAGGUGCAGCGGCUGAGGCGCGCGCAGGCGCUCGGCAUCAUGGGCGAGGUCUUCAUGGAGGUGGCAACCUCGCGCGGCGGAUCAAAGGACCCGAAGUCCAAGGUCGCCGAGAUGGUUGCCAUCAUGGUGCCGCCCUCCGCCUCCGGCGCCGGCACCUCCGGCGCCGACGCUGCGGGCGAGGCGCAGCAGGGGGCGAGCGGCGGCGGCGGCGGCGGCGGCGGCGGCGCGGCGGCGCGCGGCGGCGGCGCGACACAGCAGCGGUGUAGCUUGGAGGAGCUUCGCCAGAUGAAGGUUGGCGAGCUCAAGCGGCGGCUGCGCGAGCGCGGCAUCACCGAUCCCGACGCCGUCGAGAAGGAGGAGUUGGUGCAGCUCCUCUUUGGCUUGCAAGAGUCGGAGGGGUCCGCCCAGUGAGGGCGCGGCACUGUUCUCACCAUGUCUGUGCGUGGGCUGUGGACACUCAACCCCAGCGGGGACCCCGCUCGACGGCACGGGGCUCGCAAAGGCGGGGGUGAGCUCCUGUUGAGUCGUCACGAACUAGCUCUGCACCCUCCGUCACCGUGUUCACCGUGUGUCCGUGUGUCGGUGUGAGGCCGUUUCUACUUGUGCACACGCGGGCGUAAUGGUGUUCUUCUUGACACACGAUACACGUACAGCUCUGUGAGACA
Messenger RNA from Emiliania huxleyi CCMP1516, 2112 nucleotides. RefSeq names its product DnaJ, heat shock 40 kDa protein. Lineage: Eukaryota; Haptophyta; Isochrysidales; Noelaerhabdaceae. The record is from RefSeq and is a predicted model, not a curated record. The transcript has 7 exons. The coding region runs from base 26 to 1858 and encodes 610 amino acids.